Messenger RNA from Neofelis nebulosa (Clouded leopard), 2535 nucleotides. RefSeq names its product neuraminidase 1 (gene NEU1). Gene Ontology annotation, molecular function: exo-alpha-sialidase activity. NCBI's taxonomy places the organism in Eukaryota, Metazoa, Chordata, Mammalia, Carnivora, Felidae. The coding region runs from base 83 to 1336 and encodes 417 amino acids. The record is from RefSeq and is a predicted model, not a curated record. The transcript has 6 exons. Gene Ontology annotation, biological process: ganglioside catabolic process; oligosaccharide catabolic process. Gene Ontology annotation, cellular component: lysosome; cytoplasm; membrane.
CUAGCAUUUAAAGGGCCCGGUCAGCUGACAGACGCCAGCCCACGUCUAACCCAGGGGGCUUGGUCUGGCUGCCCGGGGAGAGAUGAUGGCGGAUCGAGACGGACAAGUGCUCCUGGGCAGACCCGGGGACCCGCGGAUGCCGGGGUUCUGGGGAGGCUGUAGAGUUCAGGUAUUGGCCACGAUCAUCUUCCUGCUGCUUUUGUCUCUGGCAGAAUCUGGCGCUAGGGCAAAGAAUGACUUCAGCCUGGUUCAGCCGCUGGUGACCAUGGAGCAGCUGCUGUGGGUAAGCGGGAGGCAGAUCGGUUCUGUGCACACCUUCCGAAUUCCGCUCAUCACAACCACUCCUCAGGGCACUCUCCUUGCCUUUGCUGAGGCCAGAAAAAUGUCCACAUCGGAUGAGGGGGCCAAGUUCAUUGCUCUUCGUAGGUCCUUGGACCAAGGCAGCACAUGGUCUCCUACAGCCUUCAUUGUAGAUGAUGGGGACACCCCGGAUGGGCUGAACCUGGGGGCAGUGGUGAACGAUAUGGAGACAGGAGUGGUGUUUCUUUUCUAUUCCCUCUGUGCUCACAAGGCUGGCUGCCAGGUGGCCUCCACUAUGUUGGUGUGGAGCAAAGAUGAUGGUGUUUCCUGGAGCCCUCCCCGGAACCUCUCCUUGGAUAUUGGCACCGAGAUGUUUGCCCCCGGACCAGGCUCAGGCAUUCAGAAACAGCGGGAGCCUCAGAAGGGCCGCCUCAUCGUGUGUGGCCAUGGGACACUGGAGCGGGAUGGGGUCUUCUGCCUCCUCAGUGAUGAUCACGGUGCCACCUGGCGCUAUGGCAGUGGGGUCAGCGGCAUCCCCUAUGGCCAGCCCAAGCUGGAAAACGAUUUCAACCCUGAUGAGUGCCAGCCCUAUGAGCUCCCAGAUGGCUCAGUCGUCAUCAACGCCCGGAACCAGAACAACUACCACUGCCAUUGCCGAAUUGUCCUCCGCAGCUACGAUGCCUGUGAUACCAUACGGCCUCGCGAUGUGACCUUCGACCCUGAGCUUGUGGACCCUGUGGUAGCUGCAGGAGCUGUAGCCACCAGCUCCGGCAUUGUCUUCUUCUCCAAUCCAGCCCAUCCAGAGUUCCGAGUGAACCUGACCCUGCGUUGGAGUUUCAGCAAUGGUACAUCAUGGCGGAAAGAGACAGUCCAGCUGUGGCCAGGCCCCAGUGGCUACUCCUCACUGGCAGCCCUGGAGGGCAACGUAGGCGGGAAGGACCAGGCCCCCCAGCUCUACGUCCUGUAUGAGAAAGGCCGGAAUCAGUACACCGAGAGUAUCUCCCUGGCCAAAGUCAGCGUGUAUGGGACACUCUGAGCUGUACACCUGCCACCAGAGUAGAAGGCCCUGGACUCAGCCUUCAGAACCAUGGGCCCGUAGCGGGUCUGCUAGAGGUGCCUAAAAGACAGUUCCACCUGCCUGUAGACUGUAGCCUUUUGCAAAAUCGAUUUCUCUUUGACAGGGAAGUCACUCUUUUAGGACUACAAGCCUGGCUUGUUCCAUACAGGGUGUCCUGCCCUCACUUAGGAGCACAUCCCUUCCACAUCAUUGCUGGCUCUGGCCCCCUACCCCCUUUUGCCUUCCUAGGGCAGUGAUUGGUCCUUUUUUUAGGCGGGGUUAGGUAGGCCUGUGGAAUUGAAUAUAUUUGGACUCAGGGAAUUGGGGAAGGCUGAGCUUCCUCUUUAGGGUAAGAUACUGGCUAUGGAGCAGGUUGGUGAAAGUACUGUAAAUGCAAUAUUUGGAUUCAGGGUAAAGAACUAGGUGCGCCACCCACCUAGACUAUUUAUAAAUUGAACUAUUUGUAAACUUAACGUUUUUAAUGAAGGAGAGUGAGCACUUGUAAUGUCUCUGUGGUUCUGUCCAUGCAGAUGCGUGUUCUUCACGUACACUUGUAAGAGGCUGGGAAUGAGCUCUGUGGAAGAAGCUGCUGUUGCCCAUGAAAGUCGCAGCACUUUGGCGGUUAAAUCCUCUUUUCCCUUUCACAUCUUCCUCAUCACAGAAAAACAGAUUCAUCUUCAUAGGUGUCAUGAGGAGUAGCAGGGGGAGCCCCAUGAGAUAUUAAGCAAUCUGCUCUGUUUUAUAUCUGAGAUGGAGUGGGAUACUGUCUUCCAUCAAGCCAGGGGCAGGUGUGUGAAAUGCAGAUGGAAAGCCUUUCCCAGGCCAGCCCAGCCCAGCAGAGAAAUAAGCAUUGUGACAAUUUACCUGAGAAAAUAGCACCAUCCUAAGGCAGAUGCUAUUGAACACAUGAGUGGAAGAGCCAUGCCUUUACUCCAUGUGGAAAGAAAAUACAAUGCCUACAUAAGCUUUGGUGGUCUGAAUCUCAAAGACUCAGGGGGCGCUGGGUGGGUCAAUUCGUUAAGCAUCCUGACUCUUGGUUUCAGCUCAGGUCAUGAUCUCACGGUUCAUGAGUUCAAGCCCCACAUUGGGCUCUGUGCUGACAAUGUGGAGCCUGCCUGGGAUUCUUCUCUCCUCUCUCUGUUUCCUUUCCUUUCCUGCUCAUGUUCUCUCUCUCUCUC